This is a messenger RNA of Bombus pyrosoma, 3587 nucleotides long. RefSeq names its product sterol carrier protein 2 (gene ScpX). Lineage: Eukaryota; Metazoa; Arthropoda; Insecta; Hymenoptera; Apidae. Bases 1099 to 2718 code for a protein of 539 amino acids. The transcript is spliced from 5 exons. Gene Ontology annotation, molecular function: acyltransferase activity, transferring groups other than amino-acyl groups. The record is from RefSeq and is a predicted model, not a curated record.
AAAUGCGCAAUUUAAAAAGAGGAACACGGUUUCGUUUUGUCGAACCAAAGGAGGUUAAUUAAAUAAUAUAAACAAUGUCCAAUGUGCAAAUUUAAAACAAACAUAUUUAAAAAUUAAAAAAUAUGUUAAAACAUACUUUUUGUUCUUAAUUAAAGUGUAAAUAAUUAAGCGUCGAAAACUUUACGACGUAAAGAUAUAAAGCGUAAAUGUAAAGUUAAAGUGGAAAGUAUCGAACAUUCCGAGCAUCUGUAUGUCGCAUCAUCGCAUAUGUAGUUGCGCAUAGGGGCUUUAAACUCGUCUGACCCUCGUUUAUAAACAGAAGAUAAGCGGUCAGCGGCCGGCAACCAACUGACGCAUAUGCUGCCACAAACGCACAAUCAUAUGCAGAAAUACGUUAUAGCGAUACCAGUGGUUUUUACAAAUAUCUUGGAAACUAAGACCGACCAGCGGUUAUAUAUACAAAAAAAAUUGUUUAAAAUGUUGAGCUUUACAAUAUAGUCAAGUAUCAUCGAAAUUCCAAAGGAAGUAACGUUUAUUUAAGUUUAUUAAAUAACUAGAAAAUAAAAUUAUAUGAAAAGCAUGUAAUUGAUACUAAAUAUCAAUCAAUGUCCUAGUACUCAUAGCUAACGAUAUGUAUGUACAUGUAUGUUUGUUCCGCCAUUGCCCUAUGUCGUGCGCAUAUUUCCUCUUCACUGCUCAACGGUACGAGUCAAGGUCGCUGGUCACACAUUUCUACUUUCUCUCGCCGUUAGUAUUAGCAUGUUUUUUCCACCAAGAGCACCAGAGACGAGACGUAACGAUAGUGCAACUGUUGACCACGAGAGGCUCUUAUUCUUAGUAUCCAUUUUUCACCCGUAAACAUCGAUGAUUUCCCUACUCCAUACUCCCUACUUCUUAGCAUGUCUGGCGACGGUGAUUACCAAACUGGCAACUGGCGACGAACACUGUGCUAACAAAUCUAUGGUCAUUUAAUAUUUAGCAGCUGAGUGCAAUUGACCUACUCACAAAAUAGUUUUGUCAAUUUUCAUUUUUGUAUUAUUAGAUAGCUGUAAGUAAGAAUAAAGUUCAAGUCCACUCUACUUCUAAGAAAACUUCAAAAUGUCACAGAGGAUAAAGGUUUAUAUUAUUGGUGUCGGUAUGACAAAAUUCGAAAAACCGGGUAAACGGGAAGAUUUCGAUUAUCCGGUCAUGGUGAAGGAAGCAGUUACAAAAGCUUUGCAAGAUGCAAAGGUUUCUUAUGAUAAUGUGAAAGCAGCAUGUGUUGGAUAUGUUUAUGGUGAUUCUACUUGUGGUCAACGAGCGUUGUAUCAAAUAGGUUUUACCGGUUGUCCUAUAUAUAACGUAAAUAAUAAUUGCGCCACUGGCUCAACCGCUUUAAUAAUGGCUAAACAGAUUAUCGACACUGGCUCUAGUGAUUGUGUGUUGGCUCUUGGUUUUGAGAAAAUGGAAAAAGGUUCUUUAAUGUCUAAAUUUGAGGAUCGUACCAAUCCAAUGGAUAAACAUGUGGAACUCAUGGCUGAUAUUGCUGGUAUAAACGAAAGCCCAAUCACUGCCCAAAUGUUUGGAAACGCUGGACUUGAACAUAUGAAGAAAUAUGGUACCAAAGUUGAACACUUUGCAAAAAUUGCGUAUAAAAAUCAUUUACAUUCUUUAAACAAUCCAUACUCACAGUUCCAAGAAAAAUACACAUUGGAGCAGAUAAUGAAAUCUCCAAAAGUAUUUGGACCUCUUACCAAGCUUCAGUGUUGUCCAACAUCCGAUGGUGCAGCAGCUGUAGUUCUGGCUAAUGAAGAUUUUGUUCGUAAACAUAGACUUGAAUCUCAGGCAGUAGAAAUUGUAGCAAUGGAAAUGGCCACAGAUCUAGCUUCGACAUUCACAGAGAAGAGUUCUAUUAAACUUAUUGGCUAUGAUAUGACAAAAAAUGCUGCUGAAAAGGUGUUCACUCAGUCUCCUUACAAGCCAUCAGAUGUGGAUGUUAUAGAAUUACAUGAUUGCUUUUCUACUAAUGAACUUAUUACAUACGAAGCAUUGGGUCUUUGUCCUCCAGGUCAUGGUGGAAAGUUAGUUGAUGCUGGAGACAAUACAUAUGGAGGAAAAUAUGUAAUAAAUCCUAGUGGUGGUUUGAUCUCAAAGGGACAUCCUUUGGGAGCAACAGGAUUGGCACAAUGCGCUGAACUUUGUUGGCAACUUCGAGGAAAAGCUGGCAAACGACAAGUGCCAAACGCAAAACUUGCUCUGCAACAUAACAUAGGUUUAGGUGGAGCAGUUGUGGUUGCUCUGUAUCGUAUGGGCUUCCGUCAAUCUCAUAUAACUAAGAGAAAUUUAAGUGCAUCUGAUCCAGACCAGUUCAAGGCAAGUAUGUUGUUUAAAUUAUUAGACAUCGCAAUGCAAGAGGAUGAAGAAAAUCUGGUCGAAAAAUUUCGCGGAGUGUUCGGAUUUAAAGUAACCAACGGACCAGGAGGCGCAGAAGGCUUUUGGGUUGUGGAUACUAAAGCAGGAAAAGGAAAAGUAGAAUAUAAUGGAAAAACUAAACCCGAUGUUACAAUUACGAUUAGCGAUUUGGACAUUGUCGAUUUUAUUUCCGGAAAAUUGCAUCCGCAAAAAGCAUUUUUCCAAGGAAAAAUUAAGAUCCAAGGUAACAUGGGAAUGGCAAUGAAACUAAUCGAGUUACAAAAGCGUGCAGGCAAAAAGAUUGAACUUCUUCGAUCUAAACUAUAAAGGGCAUUAAGUGAAUGAAAAUAAUCUUUCAAUAUCGAAGACGACAUAAAUCUAAUUCCAGAAAUCAGAGGAUUGCGUAUGCUAUUUUGCUAUUCUUUUUUUAUUUCUCUAUUUUUAUUAUUCUUUUCUAAGUAUUUAUAAUCUGCAUACUUAAUCAAAGUAUACACACUCUCAUUCCACUAUCUAAAGUUAUAUGGUUUAAUAUACACUGUUCUCAAUUGUUAUUGUGUACGCGUACACGAAAUUGAAUUAUUUAAAAUAUAAUAUCGUUAUUAUAUAAUAAAAAAGAAGAAGGUGUUUUAGGAAGUUUUUAUAUGAGAUAUAUUGAUAGUUACUGUUUUAUCUUAAAAUUCUAUUUUUAUAAAUGUUAUUCCACUUUGAGAGAAUUAUAUUUGAUAAGAAAAAAGUGAAUAAACAAAAAAAAUAACAAUAAUUUUUUUGUUUCGCAUUAAAUAUAAAGUAUUUUUAUCUGUCAGCCUUAUUUAGUUUUUAAAUGAACUGUAACUCAAUUCAAUUUGUAGUCAAGAACAAAUCUUUAUUAUUUCGUAGAAAUAAUUGUGUUCAAUUUCUAAGUCAAAUUGGCAAUUUUAUUUUGAGUUUAUUGAAUUGGUUGUAAUAUGUUAUCAAAUCAUGUUCUUUUAAAAAAGUAUCUGUUCAAAGAUAAUAGAUAUGUAUAUAAGAAAAGAUGUAAAAGAAAAAGAAAAGUUUUUAUAGAAUAACUUUUACAAGUGAUGAAAAACAUAGAUGAUAUAAAUUCAGAAGCGAGAUACAAUAAAAAAUAAAUAAAAAAAUUACGUGAUGAAGGUGUAGGGUAUUGAAUUUAUUAGCGAUAUUUGUUUUUUACUAUAAAAUAAAUGAAACGAACAAAU